AUGGCGGAGGUGUUCGGAGUCGUCGUGAGCGCCUUCACGGUCGCCGAGAUGGCGAGCAAGUUCGGCACGAGUAUCGUAAAGUUGAAGAAGCUCUGGGACGAAGUUCAAGACGUACCGAACGAGAUCAGCCAGCUUUUCCGACAGCUCGAACUGCUCCGACCGGUUCUACAAGAGAUGAAUGAUGAGUUCGUUCAGCAAACGCAUAAGGUCCACGAAAACCGUGCCGCGAAUCUAAGCAUGGAGUACUGCCAGCAAGCUGUGGGGGAGCUUGGCCGAUUAGCAGAAGACCUACAGUCUCAAGUCAACAAUGCAAAGAGAACUCGGCGGAACAUCACCAAGCUGAAAGUCUCGUUCAAGAAGGAAUUGAUUCGAAGCUACCAAGACAGGAUCCAGUUUGCCUUAAAUCUACUCGCUCUGUCGCAGCAGACCUACCUGAUGUGA
Molecule: messenger RNA, 441 nt
Organism: Colletotrichum karsti
Lineage: Eukaryota; Fungi; Ascomycota; Sordariomycetes; Glomerellales; Glomerellaceae
Exons: 1
Coding region: 1-441 (146 amino acids)
Source: RefSeq, a predicted model, not a curated record